Pogonomyrmex barbatus (red harvester ant) is the source of this 1612-nucleotide messenger RNA. It is a transcript of the gene Rdl, whose product is annotated as Resistant to dieldrin. Gene Ontology annotation, cellular component: membrane. Gene Ontology annotation, biological process: monoatomic ion transmembrane transport. NCBI's taxonomy places the organism in Eukaryota, Metazoa, Arthropoda, Insecta, Hymenoptera, Formicidae. Gene Ontology annotation, molecular function: extracellular ligand-gated monoatomic ion channel activity; GABA-A receptor activity. The record is from RefSeq and is a predicted model, not a curated record.
CGCGGACGACACGCAGAGAGGCGCCGGGUCAACGCGCCAGGUAGCAACGCCUCAGGACAACCGCGCCGUCGACGUUCCCUUCGUCGCCAUCCUCGUCCUCGCCGUUGUCUCAGCGGCGAGGUGGUGUCGUGGCUCUUCCUCUUUAGAACGCGGACAACCGCGGCGACUCCGGGGGAAGGCAACCAUGGGGUCUCUCCACGCCGUCUCUGGGAGCUUCGUUCUCCUCGCGGCCACGGUCGUCUUAUUGCCCGCCACGCAUAACACACCAUUUGCAUACGCCGCAACUGCCGGCGGUAGUUUUCUGGGCGACGUGAACAUCUCUCAGAUACUGGACUCCUUCUCCGUCAGUUACGAUAAAAGAGUAAGGCCGAACUACGGAGGUCCUCCUGUCGAGGUGGGCGUCACCAUGUACGUCUUGAGUAUCAGCUCCCUAUCCGAAGUGAAAAUGGACUUCACGUUGGAUUUUUACUUCCGACAAUUCUGGACGGACCCGCGACUCGCGUUCAAGCAGCGAACGGGUGUCGAAACGCUCAGCGUCGGUUCAGAAUUCAUCAAGAACAUUUGGGUCCCCGACACCUUCUUUGUCAACGAGAAGCAGUCGUACUUUCACAUCGCUACCACCAGCAACGAGUUCAUUCGCAUUCACCAUUCGGGAAGCAUCACGCGUAGCAUACGCUUAACGAUUACAGCGUCGUGUCCCAUGAACUUGCAGUAUUUCCCGAUGGACCGGCAGUUGUGCCAUAUCGAGAUCGAGAGCUUCGGAUACACGAUGAGGGACAUCCGGUACAAGUGGAACGAGGGCCCGAACAGCGUCGGGGUCAGCAACGAGGUCUCCCUGCCUCAGUUCAAGGUCCUCGGUCAUCGCCAACGCGCCAUGGAGAUUAGUCUUACCACCGGGAAUUACUCGCGGCUGGCCUGCGAGAUCCAGUUCGUACGGUCGAUGGGCUACUACCUGAUCCAGAUCUACAUACCCUCAGGGCUGAUUGUCAUAAUAUCGUGGGUGAGCUUUUGGCUAAACCGAAACGCGACCCCCGCUCGGGUGGCCCUCGGAGUAACCACUGUGCUCACUAUGACGACCCUAAUGUCCUCGACGAACGCGGCGCUACCAAAGAUCUCCUACGUCAAGUCCAUCGACGUCUAUCUGGGCACCUGCUUCGUCAUGGUCUUUGCCUCGUUGCUCGAGUACGCCACGGUGGGCUACAUGGCGAAGAGGAUUCAGAUGCGGAAGAAUCGGUUCCAAAAGAUAGCCGAGAGCAUGAAGGCCGCGAGCGAAAAUCCAGGACCGCCGCGCGUGCCCGGCGAUCAUGGCGAUCACGCGCCUAAACAAACUGUGAGUAGCGACGGCCAGAGUGUUGUCGUUCCCGAUUUCUUUCUUCCACGCAGAAUGUCGUUUUGUCACCGCGUAUGACCAGGAGAUCCAGACGUACUAGCGUUCCCCUGGACGAUUUUACACGCUUUCUUUCAGCGAGUAGACGAUCGGCUCUGUCAAGAUAUCCAGAUGUCCAGAUCGUGGCACGAUUACAGAUUUAUGCAUAAUCGUAGCACUUGUUUCAUUACUUUACAGCUCCCGAGAGCUGUGUAAUAUUAUAUAAACAUACACAUACUACAAAUA